AGAACAGCCUCAGAUGCUUGGAAUAAUUCCGCUUCCGUUGGGAAUAGGGACGAGCCGCUUGUGACUGAGUCGAGCGAGGGCUCUCAGCGGUCGCUUCCCCACCAGGCUCGGGCACCGCUUUGUGGGACCCACCGCCAUGGCAACCUCUCCUCAGAAAUCGCCUUCCUCCCCCAAGUCUCCGACGCCCAAAUCGCCCCCUUCCCGGAAGAAAGACGAUUCCUUUCUGGGAAAGCUCGGAGGCACUCUGGCCAGGAGGAAAAAAGCGAAAGAAGUAUCUGAACUACAGGAAGAAGGAAUAAAUGCCAUAAAUUUACCACUCAGUCCAAUUCCUUUUGAACUAGAUCCUGAAGAUACUAUGUUAGAGGAAAAUGAAGUCCGAACAAUGAUUGAUCCCAAUUCAAGAAGUGACCCAAAACUACAGGAGUUAAUGAAGGUAUUAAUAGAUUGGAUUAACGAUGUGUUAGUAGGAGAAAGAAUAAUUGUAAAAGAUCUGGCUGAAGACAUGUAUGAUGGACAAGUACUGCAAAAGCUCUUUGAGAAGCUUGAGGGUGAGAAACUCAAUGUGGCUGAAGUCACACAGUCUGAAAUAGCUCAGAAACAGAAGCUACAGACAGUACUUGAAAAGAUCAAUGAAACCCUUAAACUUCCUCCCAGAAGCAUCAAAUGGAAUGUGGACUCUGUCCAUGCUAAAAGUCUGGUUGCAAUACUGCAUCUUUUGGUUGCAUUAUCACAAUACUUUCGGGCCCCAAUCAGGCUGCCAGAUCAUGUGUCUAUUCAAGUGGUGGUUGUCCAGAAGCGAGAAGGAAUCCUCCAGUCCCGACAGAUCCAAGAGGAAAUAACUGGCAAUACUGAGGCAAUGUCAGGACGGCAUGAACGAGAUGCAUUUGACACACUGUUUGACCAUGCUCCAGAUAAACUCAAUGUUGUGAAAAAGACUCUCAUAACUUUUGUGAAUAAGCACCUCAAUAAGCUGAAUCUGGAAGUUACAGAACUAGAAACCCAGUUUGCAGAUGGUGUGUACCUGGUGCUCCUGAUGGGUCUUCUUGAAGGUUAUUUUGUGCCUCUUCACAGCUUUUUCCUAACUCCUGAUAGUUUUGAACAAAAGGUACUCAAUGUGUCAUUUGCAUUUGAGUUAAUGCAAGAUGGAGGGCUGGAAAAACCAAAACCAAGGCCAGAAGACAUUGUCAACUGCGACUUGAAGUCAACGCUGAGAGUGCUCUACAAUCUGUUCACCAAAUACAGAAACUUGGAAUGAAGAAAAGCACAUCAGGAAGCCACGAGCAGCAAAAUUGGAACCAAGCAAAAAAGCCCUCCUUUGUUCGCAGUCACUCUGUAUUUACCCUACGCUUUCUUCAUAGGAAAUGGCACUCUUUCUUGGAAUGUUCUUUGUCAUUAAAUUUAAAUAUUUUGUUAAAAUAUUUAAAUUAGGACAAUCUUAAUUCAGAAAUAUUAAAAAGUGAAAAUCUGCUGGAAGAUAAAGGUUUAAUUGAGAAAAAGCAGGUCGCUAUAUGUAUUAACCCUUGGUUUUAACUGUCUUUUAAUUUCUUAGAGAAUAAGCACCAGGCACAAAUCCUGAUCUAUGACCAAGCUAAGCUAAAUUACUGCCAAACAGAAAUAAGAAUCUGCUCCAAUGAACUAUCUGGAGAAAAACUCAUGCACACUGUUUUCUAUAUUGCUGUGCAGGAUCUGUUGCCUUGCACAAGUCUUUGCUGCCUUUGGCCUAGCUUCUCUAGUGCUCCUCCCUUCCUUCAUGUGGUUCCUCCGUGCCACACCUAGGACAUAAUUGGACACAUGAGAUGGAGGCCCAGGCUCUGACUGCACUGGACUUUUUGUCAGUCCUGGAGCCAGAACAAAAGUGCCACACUGGACUACUUUUCCCAUAUAUUCACAGAAGUCAUAAUUGAUAGGAGCAAUGUCUCCCCCUUACUCUUAGCAGCACCCAAUCGCCUUUAGCAUUCAUGCUGCAAACUGCUGUUUAAGGUGUAGAUGGUCCACAAAAGGCUAUAAAUUGAAAUUUUAAUUAAGUUGUGGAUUCUGCUACAGAUUUUUUUUUCUCUUUCUCUGUAUGUUGAGUGUUUAUUUUGGGUAAAUGAUCCAUUUGAUUCAUAAUAUGAUUCAAAGAAAGGAAGGAAGGGAGAGAGAGAGAGAGAGACCAUGUAUAGUUUGAUGAUGCAAAUUAAACAGCCUGUGCCACUAUAAGGGGCCAGUUUUUUGUUCCCAGUAUUUACAUUCUCCCAAUUUUUUCAUUCCUAUAAAGUCUGCAUGAAGUUUUCCUUAAAAUAUACCCAACUUUGCACUUAGAAUAACACACAGUAUAGUAUCUUUGGCAGUAAAAUACUCUUGUUUACUUGCGAAAACAGAGGUACGAAUUAUGUACAUUAAAAAUGUGGAAAACAUACAGCAAGAAAGUCAGUACAGUGCCAUACAUUCUGGAAAUAUAGCUGAGGUCAGGGCAUUGAAAGAAAAUGAGAUAAGCUUUGUUUACUUAAUGGUAACGAGACAAGAAAGAAUAUAAUUGAUAAUAGUAAGAUAGAAGGCUUAGAGAAAUAGAGAAAUAAAUCACUGAAAGAGAAGUGUUUUUGUUCAACUUGUUUUCUGAAUACCUCAGAUGAAUGAGAAAUUCUGAUCAUUUACAGAAAAACAGACAAUGCUGUACUGUUGAUUUUGAACAACAGAAUUAGACUGUAUACAGAUAAAGUAUAAAUCUUGAGUAUAAUAUAUUUUUAUUCAAUUUGAUUUACACUUACUUUGUACUGAAAUUUUAGAAAGAGCAGUUUAAAAAUGUAUUCUCUAUGGAAAAUGAUAAAUGUAAAAUAAUACUCUCUACCUAUUUUAUAAAGUUAGAUUCUGAUUUUAAAUGUCUUUUAUUUAGUGUCUUUAGGUAAUGUACAGUAGCUUCAUUUUUUGUACUUCAAAGAAAACAGUUCACAUUAUAUAAGGACAUGCCUUUUGCCCUCCAGAAGCUGAUAUAUUGCUUUAAGUACUCAGUGGCCCAGAUCCAAGUUCAUCUCAAUCUUCACUGUACUAAAUUUGCCAUGAGGCAUUUUAUGGGGUUUAUACUGCUCAAAUUACUAUAAGAAUUGUGUAUGAGGAGGGACUAUAUGCCCAAGUAAAACCCUUGUUCAUAUAUUCAAAUGUGAUUUGUUACAUACCAUUUUUCACUGUAUGAGGAUUGUGAUAUGGAUGAUACAUAAAAUGUGUCUAAAUCAUUUUUUGAUAUGUUCAAGGGGACUAGUUCUCCGUGAAUCCUUGAUCCUUGAAUUUUGCCCAUUGUGUGGAGACAGUAUAAUUGGUUAUGUUUAAGGUUCAGAGAUACUUAGUAUACCCUAGCUCACUGAAUGACCAUUCUCUAAAAUACUUUUGGAUUUUGGAUUUGUGUUUGAUUUGAUUUAACCUCCUUGAACAGCAACAUGUUUCAUCAUGUACAGAAUCUCCAGGUAGAAGCUGCAUGCUGGCUGCUUACAUUAUAAAAUCAAAGUUAACAUUGUGAAGAGGAAAAGGUUGGAAUAGUUGGUGAUUGCCAAUAAAAGCGAAAAUUCCUCAUCAA
Molecule: messenger RNA, 3547 nt
Organism: Candoia aspera
Lineage: Eukaryota; Metazoa; Chordata; Lepidosauria; Squamata; Candoiidae
Gene: PARVA
Product: parvin alpha
Exons: 13
Coding region: 137-1255 (372 amino acids)
Biological process (GO): cilium assembly; establishment or maintenance of cell polarity; substrate adhesion-dependent cell spreading
Cellular component (GO): cytoplasm; focal adhesion; actin cytoskeleton
Molecular function (GO): actin binding
Source: RefSeq, a predicted model, not a curated record